This is a messenger RNA of Candidula unifasciata, 777 nucleotides long. NCBI's taxonomy places the organism in Eukaryota, Metazoa, Mollusca, Gastropoda, Stylommatophora, Geomitridae. The record is from the annotation of a GenBank genome assembly.
AUGAUGUCUUACAACAGAGCAGUUAGAGUGUUUACAGAUUUAAAAAGCCAGGGUACAUUUCCUCGUGAAUUUACGACAGAAGAGAAGUAUGUCGGCGUGGAUUCACGUCAAAAUGAUGCUGUCUCUAUAGGUGCCGGUGAUCGACACAUUGUCGUGACAGGAGUUGGUGAGCUGACCUUGCAGCCUGAUCGGUUUUCGCUAACUAUCACGUGUAAAUCGUCCAAAGAAAAUGUUCAGGAUGCCAAAAAUAGCGUGAGGAGACGCUUGGACUAUAUUGUCCAGACUCUGAAGAAUUAUUCUUUAACCGAAAGUGACUAUAGAAUUUACCAGCACGUGCAACACUCAGAGUCCAUGGUGAACGUGAGCUGUGAGAUUGAAGCCCAUUUUACAGAUCUGAACAAGUGUCAGAGUGUUUCUAAUUUACUAGCAGAAAAGCUGGGACCUGGUGUGACUGUUUCACUGCCAGGUUGUUAUCAUGCCAGAGGAAGCCUAGACAAGCUCAGAAGGCAGAUUGGGAUGUUAGCAAUCCACAAUGCCAGACAAAAAGCUCUGGAAAUGGCAAACAUCCUUCACCUGGCUGUUGGGCCUGCUCAUCAGGUUCAAGAAAUAGAAGCAACAGAAACUCAAGGAAUCAGUGACCACAGUCCUGAAGAACCAGAUCUGAACCCAAGCAUCCAGCAGAGAAUAGCAGAUAGCACAGUUUCUGCAUUUAGCAAAGUUUCUGUGUGUUUUAUGCUGAAGCCAAAAUCCAAGAAAUCAACCAAAAUGUCUAUGUGA